This is a messenger RNA of Gadus chalcogrammus (walleye pollock), 1175 nucleotides long. RefSeq names its product pinhead (gene pnhd). The coding region runs from base 29 to 982 and encodes 317 amino acids. The transcript has 7 exons. NCBI's taxonomy places the organism in Eukaryota, Metazoa, Chordata, Actinopteri, Gadiformes, Gadidae. The record is from RefSeq and is a predicted model, not a curated record.
GCUGAGCAGGAGCAUACGGACUACAGCUAUGGAUACACAUGGGUCCAGUCUGCUCUAUCUCACCGUCCUCUACCUCACCCUGGCAGAGGUGUGGAGCAAGCAUGGGGAGCAGAGAAACCUGUUUGCCCUGAGAGCAUGCUGCAGAAGACAGAGCCACUUUGUUUACAUUGGUCAAGACAUCUCUGGGAGUCCGGUCAGUAUGGACGUGGGCAUGUGCCGUUCCCACUGUGGGAGCGCGUACAGGACAUCAAACGAUCGCACGCAGCAGGAUUACCUCAAGUAUUCCUCAAUGCUGGAAUUUCUCCGAAGCAAAAAGAUGGGGCCGCGAACGACGUACACGGAGAGCGCGGAGCCCCCCGAGCACACACCGUCUUGCGGGGAGAGCCACGUGUGCGAGCCCACGGGGAUGAGAGUGGACCGGGUGCUUCUGUUUGAAGGGCCACGGGAGGUCGAGGUGAUCCAGGAAUGCCAUUGUGAAACAAGAAUCACCCAGUGUCUCCGGACCCCUGCAUUGAGGACCUAUUUCUUUGAGACGCCUUACGAGAAUGUUGUCGACGUCGGAGGAUGCACUAAGUCCAAGGGCUCCCCAGAUGGAUUCUCCUGUGUCCCCACCAAGUUUGCCUCAGCCAUAGUGGAGACCCCCAACAAACUGAACCUCGUCCAGACGGUGGUGGCCUGUGAGCUGAAGGAGAGUUGUUACCGAGUCCCAUCUAUCGAGUACUACUACGAAAUAGUGGACCAAACAGACGGAAUCAAAGAGGAGAAACUAAAGGAAAUAGACGUGGGCAGAUGUAUGGGAGGCUGCACUGCAGGAAACCGAUGCCUUCUCAGGAGCCCCUCUGAUCCAGAAAUAUGUCGACUUUGGGCUGAAAGACCACAAACCUCUUGUGCUCCACAAAGCCAUGAGAGCCACACUUUCCUGAACCAGCAUGGACAGACCCGCACCGUUCUUUCCAUUACCUCGUGCCAAUGCCAGAACUAAAUAUAGCGCCCUCCAGUGGAGCGCACCUGAACUGUUCCCCGCUAGGACGUUCGGGACGUGUAUUUCUAAUGCGGUUUUAGUAUUUUUGAUACAAUUUUGAUAUUUCACGUAAGCCUUUCGUCUCUUCUCAAAUAGUAUUGUAUUAUAUGUAAUAUAUGUAAACUAUAUAUUUUGUAAAUAAAACCUAUCCUAA